AUGGCUACACCAGAGACUCUCAUCGCUUGCUUUCAGCCCGUUUCUCCUCGCACUAUGCACCGAUGGACGCCGAAGCUCGACGACCUCGAACCCCAGAUCAAGGUUAUCGUCGAUGCCUUGACCGCCCUGUGCAUAUCUAAACCCGGUGACGUUGCUGCAGUCGCUUUAGAGACCCAUGCACAGAGUACCUGCACUAUCUAUAUCGCUGCUAGCGAUAUGGACAACUCUCUGGAAUCUCACUUCCAGAUCCUAUGGGAUUGUCUGCGACGCGUAGCGCUGUCGACCGGCGGUGCAUCCCCCUCGCUCGAUUCGCCGGCGAUCGAUGUCGGCGUCGAAGUUUAUAAUUUCGUCUGGACGGCAUUCUAUGAUCGAUUCUCGAAGAACGCCGAGUCUUUUGUCACUGACUUCAUCUCUCAAGUCACUGACCCUAUGUUUGGUGCUAAAAUCAGCGAAGAGGAACGUCGCGAUCUGCAGACAGCAGAGAAUCUCUUCGAUACCCUACGCAAGAUAGUCACGCGCACGAAGCCUGCGAUUGCUGAUAUGAAGAAGAUCGUUGCAACACUGAGCCUACUUCAUGCCACUCUCAAGCCCUAUCUCGAUUUUCUCCCACCAAACGCACUGGUGCGACGGUGCUGUGAUUCGUUAGAAGAUGUUAGCACAACAUUUGUCUGGCUCUAUCUAGAUGACGUCCUGGAUUUACAACCCCCUAUUGAAGUCCUCCUCGAUACUGCUCGUUCUGCCAUAACUCGUUCAUGGUUCACACAGUCGCUCCGUGUCAUUCAAGUCCCUAACGCGCACCUCCCUUUCGAAGUAGACUUGCACGACGAUGCCGUGCUCAGCCUCUGGAAGGAACACAAAGGCGUGGAGCGUCCUCGUGCAGAUCUGGACGCCCAGUGGGAUCGUCGAAUCAUCGAUCCCAUACUAGACAUGGUCGACAGUAGCAAGCGGGAGAAUGUGUCCAUCGUCUCGACAGGUGGCCGGGUUAUCCUGUCUGCUUCAGUGCGGCCACACAGCGUAUGCGCUCUGGUUGCAUACCUCGCGAACUCGGCGGACGCGAGCCCAUUUUCUUACAUCGGCCUGAGUUGCAAUCACCCUUGCUACGCCUGCUAUAUGUUUUUGAGCGCAUACAAUCAGUCGAAUCCGAGAGUGCCCUUCUAUACACUAGGACCCAAAUCAAAAUUCUUUAUCCCUUUCGCUUUCCCGGCAUUCUCCGACCACGACUUCAACGAUAUGGUCAGACGCCGAUUAGGUACUGUGGUGGAGGAGGAUUUAUGGAUGGCCUGGGAUGAAUGCCUAGCGGAGUGGUAUGAGUACGGUCGCUGGAUAGACGACGCUGGCACGGACGACGACGCUGGCACGGACGACGACGCUGGCACGGACGACGACGCUGGCACGGACGACGACGCUGGCACGGACGACGACGCUGGCGCUGACGACAGUGAGACGAACUCUCCGUCGGCUUAG
Messenger RNA from Heterobasidion irregulare TC 32-1, 1464 nucleotides. RefSeq lists its product as uncharacterized. Bases 1 to 1464 code for a protein of 487 amino acids. The transcript is spliced from 2 exons. The record is from RefSeq and is a predicted model, not a curated record. Lineage: Eukaryota; Fungi; Basidiomycota; Agaricomycetes; Russulales; Bondarzewiaceae.